UCUAAUAUAGUAUUGUUUGGUAGUGGUCUAUUGAGGGUUUUGUUACGGAAGUUUAACGCAAUGCUACUCUAGUGAAACUUGUGCCUUUCAAUUCAAAUUGCUGCAGAGACUAUUAGAAUAAACAAUGCAACCUUAAGCUUUCUUUACUGCCCGGAAACAUAAAAGAGGUCUUGCUUUGCGGGUUUGGUUCUGGUCCGUUCAUCGGGGAAUGCCACCAGUGAGUCCACGGAAAAUGAGAUCCGUUUUCCUUGAAGAGGGCAAAGUGGGUAAUCCUCCUUCUGCAUCUGCUGGUAAACUACAUAAAGCGGAUCAUCUAAAUAUACACAGAGAAUUCUACAUAGACGGCGGGACUGAAGUCCCCGUGAUCAGUCAAGACAGUGUUUUGGUCCAGGUGAAAGCAUGUGGUCUCACUAGACCUGCUUACAAUGCUUUUCGAGAAGUUUCACCCAGCACUGACAACAUGAAAACUCGCCUCCCUGUUGGAUGUGAAGUCUCAGGGAUCAUUCAGAGUUGUGGUACAGAAGUUACCACAUUGAGGCCAGGAGAUACAGUAGUUGGAAUCAUUCCCAUGGAUUAUGGCCAAUCUGGAUGCUCAGAAUAUGUAGUUUUGAAUGAGUAUGAUGUUGUGAAAAAGCCAACAAGUGUUAGCUAUGUGGAAGCGGCUGGGUGUAUCGGAGAUGCGGUCAAAGCUUACACCGCUCUUCACUAUUUAGGACGCAUGUGUUCAGGGGAAACUGUGUUAGUCUUGAACGGUGCCUCUCCAGCUGGCAGCAUUGCCAUCCAACUUGCAAUGAUGGGUGGUGUUAAAGUAUUAACUACUGCAGCCUCAACAGAAGAACUUCUAUACCUUCAGAGUUUUCAACCUAGCAUCGGUCACAUAAUUGAUAUGACAACUCGGAGCAGUGCCUUAAGGGCUUCCUGCUUGGAGGAGACGGCUGGUCACGGAGUUGAUUUAAUUCUUGAUCUAGGUUGCAGUCAAUAUCCUGUGGAUGGGUACGUGGAGAAUGAUAGAAUCCUACCCCAAAAAUAUGAUGUCAUUUCAUGUUUGGCUGUUGGCGGUCGAUGGAUUACAUCACAACCAGAUUUACAUCUUGAUCCAAAUAAUUCACGUCUCAUGUGGCUCAAAUGUGGUAGCGUUGGAUACUUGAACGAACAUUCCUGGGUUCUCUCUCCUGCUCAGGCUGGUCGCUACCAGCAUAUUUUGUUGGAUAUUAUGGAGAAACUUGCGGAUAGAUCUCUAAGGCCCAACAUCCACCAUACCGUUAUGCUGGACGGUGUACCCGAUGCAAUGAAAACUCUGGACACCGUACGGGUCGGGAAAGUUGUCAUGGCUUCUUGAGCAGUAUGAAUACACAAUCUUUGUCUC
Molecule: messenger RNA, 1366 nt
Organism: Daphnia carinata
Lineage: Eukaryota; Metazoa; Arthropoda; Branchiopoda; Diplostraca; Daphniidae
Product: quinone oxidoreductase-like protein 1
Exons: 8
Coding region: 209-1339 (376 amino acids)
Molecular function (GO): oxidoreductase activity
Source: RefSeq, a predicted model, not a curated record